UUCUGCAAAAGUUGGUACAUCCUUUUCUUGUUCUAUCUCUGUACCACGUGAGUUAUCACACAAUUUGGCAUCUAAAGAUCAGUCAUCAGCAGGUAACAGUGAUUGUUCAAAGAAAGAAGAACUGGUCUCCCCAACUGAUAGCAAACAUGAUUCUGCAAAGUUUUCUGAAGAUAGUUCCCAGGAAGUGAGAAAGUGCUCUGAGAAAGUUCAACUGAAAGGCUCACUGCCUUCUGCACCAAAAUCAUCUCAAGUUAGUAGAAUGCACGUGUCUACAGUCAAACCUAGAUUACCAGUAUCAAAGGAACAAUCACACAAGAUAGCCAUCACUGGAGGCACCACAGCAAGAUCAUUCCAUGGAGAAGUCCCACCACUGCAAUCUCGUAACAAGGCAGUAGCUUCUAGUUCUUCCCAGAAAAAGGACAAGGUCCACCACCGCACUAUUAAUGUCACACAAGAGAGCUCCAAUAAUUCAGCAUCAACUGAACUGCGGGCAUCUGAUUUGGCUGCUCCAUUGAGUGAUGAACAGCUUGCAUUACUGUUGCAUCAACAAUUAAACAGCUCCCCCAGAGUACCGAGGGUGCCACGUUGCCAUCAAGCAGCUGGUACGCAGAUGCUUCAUCCAGCUGGAGCUACUGUUUUUUCUAAGCGGUCUUCAGCGCACGGAGGAAGGGAUCAUGCAGCGGUUUUGAAAAAGAGAAGCAGAGAGGAUUCACUAAAAGAUAGUGAGGACACUAACAGGAUAGAAAAAAGACAUAGAGAUGCUGUCACAGAACGUGCUUCUUCUACGAAGAACUCAUGCAGAUCAGCUGAAAAUGUAGCAUCAGAACAGAAAAGUCAUGGCGGAUGUUCAACUGGAGCUAACACUGGUUUAGCAAAGGAUGAUUCGACUGACAGCAGUGUUUCACUCAAUUUACUUGGUAUGUAG
Messenger RNA from Panicum hallii, 925 nucleotides. RefSeq lists its product as uncharacterized. Lineage: Eukaryota; Viridiplantae; Streptophyta; Magnoliopsida; Poales; Poaceae. The record is from RefSeq and is a predicted model, not a curated record. Bases 260 to 925 code for a protein of 221 amino acids. The transcript is spliced from 3 exons.